This is a messenger RNA of Durotheca rogersii, 1581 nucleotides long. RefSeq lists its product as uncharacterized. The record is from RefSeq and is a predicted model, not a curated record. The transcript has 2 exons. NCBI's taxonomy places the organism in Eukaryota, Fungi, Ascomycota, Sordariomycetes, Xylariales, Xylariaceae. Bases 352 to 1299 code for a protein of 315 amino acids.
GGUUGGAGUUCGAGCGAUGACGACUGGCGUGCACGCCUCGCCGCCCUUUCUUUCCCACCUCUAGAUUUUGACGUAGCCCACUCGUCUGAUCAUGGAUCGGAUCACUUAGAAGAGAGGACUAGUUCGGAGGCAUAUAAGUGUGCACACUCUGCUUUUCUCUGUGCACACUUUCUUCCAAUCCUUCCCGCCCUCUAUUAUUACUUCAUCCUGAGCAUAGGCAUACCUGGUUCCAAUAUCCUGCUCGUUUGCGGAUAAGUCGAGUACUUGAAACGAUAACUAGACGGACGUGUCAGACAAGAUACAUACCUAGAAAGGAGAUACUGUGUGAACAAAACAGCACCAAGGAAGAAGAUGAAGCCGUCCGCUACCUUCAUACUCGCCGUCGCCCCGUCGGUCUCCUUCGCACAGUGGUGGAAGGGAGCCCCUGCCUGCGCUCAAUCCUGCCUCUCCUCUGCUUGGCAGAGCCCCAGCGGCACCGUGGCCAGCGGGUGGCCGGAGCAGUCUACCUACUGCGACGGGUCCGGGCCUGGGGUCAGCGCGGCGUCCUGCAUCAGCACCGCGUGCUCCGCCACGUCAACCGCCUACCAGUCGUAUAGUGCGCUCUCGAGCUCCCUGUGCUCCGCUUACGCGGCCUGCACGAGCGCCGGGAGCACCGGCGUCCGCACCAUCACGUUCCCUGGGGGGCCCGUGACCUGGGCCGUGCCCGGCGGCUGGGUCGGCGGCGGCAGCAAGGUGUUCGGCGGCGGCGGCGGCGACGAGUCCAACAACGGCGGCAACGGGACCGAUAGCUGGGACGGGCCCGGAGCGGGCACGGCGACCGACGGCGGCCACCACUACUGGUCGGAGUGGGCGUCGGCGUACGCGUCGUCGCGGACGUGGACGGGCGGCGUCGCGACGGUGACGGGGUGCGCGGCGUUCGGGGGCUCGCCGUGGUUCGUCGGCCCCGGGUGCGGGUGGAACGGGUUCGGCGGGUUCGACGGCUGGGUCGGCUGGGGCAGCGGCUGGAGCUGGGGCCCGACCACGACGCGCACCGUCACGUACACGACGACGGACGCGGCCGACGGCACCGUCACCACCGGCACCGGGCUCGCCGCCGUCGCGCUCGCCGUCAGCGGCACCCUGACCACGAGCACGACGCUCGGCACGCCGACCCCCACCGACGGCGCGGAGAGCGGCGCGGCGCCCAGGCUGGCGGCUCCCGCCGCCGCGCGGCUCGCGAAGGCCGGCGAGGGCUCGGCGGUGACGGCCCUCGUCGGACUCGUGCUCGGCACGGUGGUCGUCGUGGCGGGGAUGCUAUAAGAGGACUUGGAGAGACAGGUGAUGACUCUGCAUACGCACCUAUCCUCCGAGAACGGUGAAGGAGUACGGUAACUAGACAAUGGCCUGCCUUUUUCCAACAUUCCUCGCACUUCUUUCUGUGCCCAGCCUCGCCCCCUCGCCCCCCUUUCCCCUUAGGCGAAAUGAUAUCGAUACACAUUAUCUGUCUUACAUCAUGGUCCCGACUCUCUUUCCCCGUUCCUUUCGGCCUUUUCACCCAAUUUUCAUUUCCUGGUACAUAGAGCAUGCAUCGACUGUUUAGCU